Molecule: messenger RNA, 2539 nt
Organism: Branchiostoma floridae (Florida lancelet)
Lineage: Eukaryota; Metazoa; Chordata; Leptocardii; Amphioxiformes; Branchiostomatidae
Product: CKLF-like MARVEL transmembrane domain-containing protein 4
Exons: 4
Coding region: 161-787 (208 amino acids)
Cellular component (GO): membrane
Source: RefSeq, a predicted model, not a curated record
UUGGGUGUCAGUUUCCCCCAGCUGAUCACUUCCGGUGUGCACUUCGUGUCUAAACCGGCGGUCUGUUUGUGUGCCAUACCUUUUCCCCGUCCUGUCCGGCGUCUUUUCGGGAUUUCUCGUGUUUGUGUGUGAAGUCGGAGCACCGUGGCGUGGACGUGCCAUGUCUCAGAAUGCCGGGGUGGGGACAGGAUACCGAGAGGGGACGGCAUCGUACUCAACCGUCACGACCGAAGCGGACCAGGACAGCCCGUACUCGCCCACCACCACCACGCUGACGACUACUCAGUCCGGCUGGGGGCUCACGUGCGACCUGAGCUACUGCAGGACCUUCCCAGGGAUCACCAAGAUUGUGCAGAUGGUACUAGCCCUUGUAGCGUUCAUAGUUGCGGAGGCGGCGAGUUGCAGUUUCGGGUGUGGUCAGGGCGCCUUCAGGUUCUUCGAGUUUGUCACCAUCACCUCCUUCCUGGUGGUUCUUGUCAUUUUCCUCUGCAUGGCCACCACGGCCUACCAAAAAGUCACCAUAGUCCACUGGCCCCUCACAGAGCUGAUCACAUGUAUAGUGUGUGUGCUGGCGUAUCUGAUUGCCUCCAGUGUUCUAGCAGCUAAUGUUAAUGACGGGGCGGGCGGUGGUGCAGUGGGCUUUGGUUUCUUGUCCCUGCUGGCGUUCGUGGCCGGAGGGUACUUUGCAUUCCGUGAGUGGCAGGACGAGGCGAGGCCGCGCCUUCCCGUGAACAGGAGGGGGAACUACGUGCCGGCGGAGGAAAAUGAAGAGAAUGAAGACUUGUAACUCACCACCUGUGCUGUCCCUGACGUGUACAUGUUUAUAUAUAUUAUAUAUAUACCACCUGUAGAGGAUCAACACAACUAGACAAGAAGAUGCAUCACUGGCCAUUUUGAAUUUGCGAAGAUUUUCAAAAAUUAAAAAAAAAUUUAUUGAUUGGUUGGAAGGUUAAAGAAAUGGCUUAACAGAAAUGAACAUGUCACUUCAAGAUGUCACUUCAAGAUUGAAACAUGUCACUUUUAUUGACACAUGAAAGGUGACACAGCAAGACUUUGAAAUGCAAGACACAACUAGUUUCCCCAAAUUUUAUCAGCCUCUCUUAUGGUCUAAAAUUGGCUAAAAUUAAACACUUUUUAAUGGCUGAAAUCAUUGAAAAGUAUUCAAAACCUUUUGCCCUUUUAUGCUCAACUACCUUUCUGUGAUAUUUCCUCCUCUUUACCUGUCACAUUUAGUAAUAUUAGGAGACUAAAUGCUGUAUUAUAACGUUGCAGUAUUACCUUGAACUGCAUAGCUAAGAAGGGCAGUCAAGUUAUUUUUUCCAUAAACCGGUACAUGUAGAAGUUAGUGGAUAGGAAUGGCAUAAAGUUAGACAUGUGGCGUUGUGAUAGACUUUAUGUGUGGAUGGCUGUUGCAUAUGUCUGCCCAUUCUCCCCAAUAACACAAGUUGUCCUCAAAUAGUUUCCUAACAUUGCAAAGUUUAAAACAUGCAGUGUCUCCAAAAAGCCAAGAAAGACCUUACAUGUAACCUAGUUUGGGAUUUUUCAUCUGAAGGAAAAACGAAAGCAGCACAAUGUUUGAUAUUUUCAGUUUUAGCUUACAUCGACACAACAUAGAUAUGGCCCUAGUAAUAUUUUAGGUGUGCUCUGCAACUUUUUUCCACAGAUUUGUAGUCGUAAGAACUCUAUGAGAAGCACACUUUGCUGGACUUUGCUUGUCAUUUCAGAGCAGAGGGGUGAUUGUUUAUCAUUGCAGAAAAACCAGUGGUGAGCGGUAGAAUUCAUGAGCCAGUGCAUGACAGACAAUUCAGUAGAUAUCCACUGACAUGUUGUCACUUUUGAAGUAUGAACGAGGAUUGCGUGAAAUGGCUUUCCACGACCUUUCCGCCUUCAGGAUUCUGCCCUUUCAAAAGUGAUACUGUCAUGGAUUUUUACAUGACAUCUUUAUUUGUUUCAAGGAAACAGAAUGAAUAAGCAACAAGACAGAGGUGAUAUGAGGUAAAGUUAGCCUGCUAGCAAGCUUCUGUAGUCUUAGAGUUAGAGAUAGUAUGCAGGGCAUAGAUUUCCUGUCAUUUAAUUUUUUAAUAUAAAUAUUCAGUGUCAUGAUUCUAUUUGCAAUAUCUCGCUGGUGUCAUGAAUGUUGAAAAGCAUUAUGGCAUAAAUUUGGGGUUGUUUGUUCUAGCAAUAUGUCCGUAGUUGGCUGAUACUUGACUGAAAUAAUCUACGCACUUUAUUUUUGCACAGUAGUCAACAUUCCACACUUGCUUCUCUUCCAUACCGCUGGCAUGACGCAGCUUUAUUGCGUAGAAAUAUGAAUACGAUAAAAGAAAAACUUCCAAGAUGUAUUGAAAAGCUUCCACAGAUGGAUCCACAAAAAGUGUAUACAGGUUUAAUUUGCUAGCUCUUCCCUAGUGCAAAGAACAAUAACCCACAAAAAUAUCUAGAAACAAAUCUCUUUGGUUUGCCACUCAUAGUGUUCACAUUCUAACCAUUUCAAGUUCUGUGUUUUAGAGUGAUAAUAAGGAUGUAUUUUUAAGUGAAA